AUGAGCACCAAACGAAAAUCGUCUGUGAAGGAGGACGCUCGUAAUGCCAAGGCUGCCUCUUCGGAUGCUGCCUUCAACGAGCUGUUCGAACCCAACUACAGAGGCAAGGGUUGGACCGACGAAAUCUCCACUGCCGAAGACAAGUGGAAUCUACUUCCGGCCUUCCUGAAGGUGAAGGGUCUGGUCAAGCAGCAUCUCGACUCGUUCAACUACUUCGUGGAUGUUGAUCUCAAAAAAAUUCUCGCCGCCAACCAGAUGGUUCUGUCCGAUGUGGAUCCCGAGUUCUACCUCAAGUACAAGGACAUUCGGGUUGGAAAGCCUGGUAUCAAGUUUGACGACAAGAACGACGACAAUGCCAUUUUCCCCCACGAGUGCCGACUGCGAGAUAUGACAUAUGCUGCUCCCAUCUAUGUCGACAUUGAAUACACCAAGGAGCGAAAGAUUGUGAUUCAGAGAAACCUGGAGAUUGGAAAGAUGCCCAUCAUGCUGCGGUCUUCCAAGUGCCAUCUCCAGGAUCAGACAGAAGAAAAAAUGGCCGCCAUGGGGGAGUGUCCCUUGGACCCUGGAGGAUACUUCAUUGUCAACGGAACUGAAAAGGUGAUUUUGGUUCAGGAGCAGCUGAGCAAGAAUCGAAUCAUUGUGGAGGCUGAUGAAAAGAAGGGCGUUGUUCAGGCUUCGGUGACCUCGUCUACACACGAGCGACGAUCAAAGACAUAUGUACUCACCAAAAACGACAAAAUCUACCUAAAAAACAACUCCAUCGUUGAAGACAUUCCGAUCGUGCUGAUUCUCAAGGCUGCUGGUCUGGUCACAGAUCUGGAGAUCAUGCAGGCAGUUGCCGGUCAGAACCCUGUCUACCAGGAGAUCUUCGCUGUCAACUUCGAGGAGUGUAGCAAGCUGGGCGUCUUCACACAGAGACAGGCUCUGGAAUACCUCGGUAGUAAGGUCAAGACUUCCCGACGAUCGAACGUCAAGCUGACCCACUAUCAGGAGGGUCUGGAGGCCGUCGCAACCUCCAUCAUCGCUCACAUUUCCAUCAACAACAUGGAUUUCACCGAAAAAGCGCUGUACAUUGCAGUCAUGACCCGACGAGUAAUUAUGGCCAUGGCCGACCCUAAGAUGAUCGACGAUAGAGAUUACGUGGGUAACAAGCGUCUGGAAUUGGCCGGUCAGCUGCUGUCGCUUCUGUUUGAAGAUUUGUUCAAGAAGUUCAACAGUGACUUCAAGGCCAACAUUGACAAGAUUCUCAAGCGGCCUAACCGUGCAUCCAUGUUCGAUGCCCUGCUCAACCUGGAAACUCACCGAGGCAGCAUCACAAGUGGUAUGAACCGAGCCAUCUCUACCGGUAAUUGGUCGUUGAAGCGUUUUAAAAUGGAGAGAGCUGGUGUCACUCAUGUUCUUUCUCGUCUGUCCUAUAUUUCUGCUCUGGGUAUGAUGACUCGAAUCUCGUCGCAGUUUGAGAAGUCGCGAAAGGUUUCCGGUCCCCGAGCCUUGCAGCCUUCUCAGUUUGGUAUGCUGUGUACCUCCGAUACUCCCGAGGGUGAGGCCUGUGGUUUGGUCAAGAACUUGGCGCUCAUGACCCAUAUCACCACCGAUGAUGAGGAGGCACCUGUGCGAAACCUGUGCUACCUCCUCGGUGCGGAGAACAUCUCUGUGAUUGGUGGAGCUGAGCUGCAUGCCGAGGGUUCCUUCGGUGUCUACCUCAACGGUACCCUUAUCGGUAUCACCAAAUUCCCCACCAAGUUUGUCUCGUCUUUCCGACAAUUCCGACGAACAGGUAAGGUCUCUGAGUUCAUCUCCAUCUACAUCAACAGACACCAUGCUGCUGUUCACAUUGCUACCGAUGGUGGUCGAAUUUGUCGACCUCUGAUUAUUGUGGAGAAUGAGCACCCCCGAGUACAGGUGGAACAUCUCAAAAAGCUUCGAGAUGGCGAGAUGACCUUCGAUGAUUUCCUCAAACAGGGUCUGGUCGAGUACCUUGAUGUCAACGAGGAGAAUGACUCCUUCAUUGCUCUUUACGAGAACAACAUCAACGCCGAAACCACACAUUUGGAAAUCGAGCCCUUCACUGUUCUUGGAGCUGUGGCUGGUCUGAUUCCCUACCCCCACCACAACCAGUCUCCCCGAAACACCUACCAGUGUGCUAUGGGUAAGCAGGCGAUCGGAGCUAUUGCAUACAACCAGCUCAACCGAAUCGACACCCUGCUUUAUCUCAUGGUGUACCCGCAACAGCCAAUGGUCAAGACUCGAACAAUUGAGCUGAUUGACUACGAUAAGCUACCUGCCGGCCAGAAUGCCACCGUGGCUGUCAUGUCCUACUCCGGUUACGAUAUUGAAGAUGCUCUCGUCCUCAACAAGUCUUCCAUUGACCGAGGAUUCGGUCGAUGUCAGGUUCUCAAGAAGAACACCACUGUUCUCAAGCGGUACGCUGGAUCAGAUGCUGUUGAUAGGCUCGAUGGUGUCAAGAUGGAGCGACGAAAGUGCGCAUGGGAUCCAAACAGCUUCGAGGAGGUAGUCACCGAGCAGCACGAAGUUCUGGGCCCUGAUGGUCUUGGUGAGGUUGGAAAGCCCGUUAAGAACUCUCAGGUUUACGUCAACAGAUGCAUUCCGGUCAACAACAGUGACUCUCUGCUGAACCAGUCCACCUCUUCUAGCACUGAGUAUCGAGAAGCUCCCGUCACAUACCGAGGCCCCGAGCCCAGUAUCAUUGAUAAGGUUAUGGUGUCUGUGACCGACAAGGAGUUAUACCUAAUCAAAGUGUUGCUCCGACAAACCCGACGACCCGAGCUGGGAGACAAGUUCUCGUCUCGUCACGGACAGAAGGGUGUGUGUGGUAUCAUUGUCAAUCAGGAAGACAUGCCCUUCAGUGAUAGCGGGGUGUGUCCCGACAUCAUUAUGAACCCCCACGGUUUCCCCUCCCGUAUGACUGUCGGAAAGAUGAUUGAGCUCAUCUCUGGUAAGGCCGGUGUCCUGGAUGGAUCUCUGCAGUACGGAACCUGUUUCGGCGGCAGUAAGCUGGAGGAUAUGUCCAAGAUUCUUGUAGACCAUGGCUACUCCUACUCUGGAAAGGACAUGCUUUACUCUGGAACUUCCGGUGAGUGUCUGCAGGCCUACAUCUUCUUUGGCCCCAUCUACUAUCAGAAGCUGAAGCAUAUGGUUAUGGAUAAGAUGCAUGCUCGACCCCGAGGUCCUCGAGCGGUUCUCACUCGACAGCCCACCGAAGGUCGAUCUCGAGAUGGUGGUCUGCGUCUGGGAGAAAUGGAGCGAGAUUGUGUUAUUGCUUAUGGAGCGAGUCAGUUGCUUCUGGAGCGACUCAUGUACUCUUCUGACGCCUUUGAGGCCGACGUUUGUCAGAAGUGUGGUCUUUUGGGCUACCAGGGCUGGUGUAAUUCUUGCCAGACAACUGCCCACGUGGUGAAGAUGACCCUUCCCUACGCCGCCAAGCUGCUUUUCCAGGAGCUGGUUUCCAUGAACAUUGCUCCUCGUCUCAAGUUGAAGGAGGUUUUCUAG
Messenger RNA from Yarrowia lipolytica CLIB122, 3510 nucleotides. RefSeq lists its product as uncharacterized. The record is from RefSeq and is a predicted model, not a curated record. Gene Ontology annotation, biological process: DNA-templated transcription. NCBI's taxonomy places the organism in Eukaryota, Fungi, Ascomycota, Dipodascomycetes, Dipodascales. Gene Ontology annotation, molecular function: ribonucleoside binding; DNA binding. Gene Ontology annotation, cellular component: RNA polymerase III complex.